Scleropages formosus (Asian bonytongue) is the source of this 5717-nucleotide messenger RNA. Its product is annotated as RAB6A-GEF complex partner protein 1-like. The transcript has 27 exons. Lineage: Eukaryota; Metazoa; Chordata; Actinopteri; Osteoglossiformes; Osteoglossidae. The coding region runs from base 494 to 4693 and encodes 1399 amino acids. Gene Ontology annotation, biological process: intracellular protein transport; retrograde transport, endosome to Golgi. Gene Ontology annotation, molecular function: protein binding. The record is from RefSeq and is a predicted model, not a curated record. Gene Ontology annotation, cellular component: Golgi membrane; Ric1-Rgp1 guanyl-nucleotide exchange factor complex; cytosol.
AUUGCGAUCAUCCUGCAUCCUCCACAUGGGCGUCCGCUCUUCCCGCCGGCGCACCUGUCUGCGCGCACCUGCCUCAAACAGCCAAUCAGAGCGCGCGCGCGCUGAACAGGUGAUCCUUCCUCGUCGCGCCGCUCGUCCGCCAGGUGCUCGGUGGCAGGACGCUGGUGACGUAUCCGACAACAUGCCGAAGGGAAACUUCGAUACCUGAGGCGACAAACGACACUUGAAGUGUAGUGUAGUGGCACGACAAUUAUGAAAAUAUCCCGCCAUGGAGAAUGCCGCGGGUGGCUCACGUCGUCAGCAACACACUUGUUGCUUAUCAUGAACUCUGAGGCUCACUGCUGGGCAUGUACCUGCUGGAGAAGAUCACCUACGAGACCGUGUGUAGGAAACGAGUGAAACGUAUUAAUUUUGUCUCGGGACGGAACCCCCGCGAGGUGCUCGUACACAGCACAGCUACGUCAGCCUGACUCGAGCCCGACGGUAGAGCGCCAUGUAUUUUUUAACCGGCUGGCCCCGGAAGCUGCUUCACCCCCUGCCGAGCGAGGAGGAGCCGUUUCACAUUCGGCCGAACUUCCACGGGACUUUGUUCGCCGUUCUCUCGGAGACUCAGCUCGGCGUUUGGUUCGGCCGGCCCAGUGUCCUAAUUGUGAACUACACGGAGUCUGCUAAGGCGGCCUCCCGCUGUGGUCCCUACCAACUGGCUGAAUGGAAGUCGGAUGACGCCGCCAUUGCAGUAUCGGCUGCAGGUGGAUACCUCCUCCUGUUUGACCUGGUGAGAUGCAGCAAAGAAAAGUUCCUGUAUGAGCCGCUGUACCCCAAAGGAAGUCCCUAUGUGCAGGUUACCCCAGGUUCCAAGGCAGAGCAAGGCGUGCCAGCCUUUACCUUGGAGCGGAAGGAUCCACUGCAUUUGGGGGCCCCUAUCACCAGUUUUCAGACUAUGCAAGAGGAAUUGAUGGUGUGCACAGCAGAUGGGCAGCUGCAUGUCCUUCAGUGGUGUGGCGCCAACAGCAGCCGCAAGGCCAUCAGCCUCCACAACAUACCCUUCGCCUUGGACCUGCAGACGUGUCGAAGUGCAAGUGAGCCCUCGUCGGCCCUUGAAAACAUGCAUGUUCGGGACGUGGAGUACUGCGAGACUCUGAAUGGCUUUGCUGUGGUUCUCAACGAUGGCCGCCUGGGCUUCCUUUCUCCUGCCAGCGGCAUCGCUGCAAAUCAGCUGCAGGGUGUCUGGGCUCCCAGUGUGGCGGACGGAAUGUGUGUCGCAGUGAACAAUAAAUAUCGACUGAUGGCUUUUGGCUGUGCCAGCGGUUCCGUGUUGCUGUAUACCAUAGACAGCGAAACUGGGUCCAUGCAGCUGUCUCACGCACUUAAGCUGUCUCCAGAGUAUUACCCCGACAUCUGGAACAAGACAGGUGAAGUGCAGCUGCUACAGUGGUCACCAGACUGCAGUGUUGUUGUAGUGUCAUGGAAGCAUGGGGGCCUCUCACUGUGGAGUGUGUUUGGGGCCCACCUUGUAUGCACACUGACAGAGGACUUUAUGUACAGGUCUGAUGGCACUAAGAAAGAUCCACUGAAGAUCACUUCUGCAGCAUGGGGAGCAGAAGGGUAUCACCUGUGGGCACUAACCACUGUCAAAAUGGCUCAGGGGUCCUGCGUUCAGCCCCAGCAAACUGGGAUACUGCAGUUUCAGUUCCUCAGGAGCACCUCGGCAGCGAGCCGGGAUACGAACACCCAGGAGCAGGUGCUCCUUCUGGGGGAAGACCGGGUAUAUGUGGCAUGUGGCGACCCAACCCCUGCUCACAGACCUGUUGAUCUGCAGCAGCUUCAGCGUGGAGGCGACCUUUUGGGUGCUCCAGCCCCACCCCCCACAGCCACAUCUCAUGGAUCAGAUGCUUUGUUGGGUCACAGGCACUGGCAUGUUGUUCAGAUCCACAGCACAUAUCUAGAGUGUAACUGGCCAAUAAGGUUUACGGCCAUAGACCCAAGUGGCCACCUGGUGGCGGUCGCGGGGAGACAUGGUUUUGCACACUACUCUCUGGUUAGCAGGAAAUGGAAACUCUUUGGGAACGUUGCUCAGGAACUGACCAUGGUUGUAACUGGUGGACUUGCCUGGUGGAAUGACUACAUUAUUGUUGCCUGCUGCAACUUAACUCAUCACCAAGAAGAGAUCAGGCUGUAUCCUCGUCUGUCCAACCUGGACAAUGCCUACGCCAGCGUCACCAGGGUGCAUUUGGACACAGUGCUACUCGCCCUGUACCAGAACCUAAUCCUACUGUUCCGAGCCGACUGCUCCAUUGGCCUCUACAGAAUACUUGAUAGUGAGGACAGCCCAAGGUCUGUUACCGUGGAGCUCUUGAAAGAAGUCUCCUUGUCCCGCUACAUCUCCCAUCCAGCCACAGUAGUGUCCAUUAUGCUCACCUCUUUGCGCACAGAGAUUGAUGAUACAUUUAAAACCCGGCAGCAGGUCCCUGUGGCACAGAGCAUCCUUUUGAACAUGGCAGGCCAACUGCUCAUGCUGCAGUGGGAGCGCUCAGGGUCCCAGAUGCAAGAAGAGAAUCGGAGCCGGCAGAAGAAACGGCUCCCAUUCUGCACUCCUGUGGUGUUGGCACAGUGUGUGGAAAAUAUGUGGACAACUUGCUACAGUAGCAGCAAACCAAAGCGCCAACUGCUGGAGGCCCUGUGGCUCGCAUGUGGUGGGGCAGGCAUGAAGGUAUGGUUGCCGCUUUUCCCCCAUGACAGUCACAAGCCCCAAUCCUUCCUGUCUCGCCGCAUCAUGCUGCCCUUCAAGGUCAACGUGUACCCCCUGGCAGUGCUCUUUGAAGAUGCCCUGAUCUUGGGGGCAACCAGUGUGACUGUACUGUAUGACAGGCAGCAAGACAUGCCUUUUGAGUCUUUGGAGGCCUUCUUUCCUUUCUGCAUGGUGGAGCGCACCUCCCAGAUCUACCUCCACCAUGUUCUGCUCCAGCUACUCAUCCGCAACCUAGGUGAACAGGCCCUGCUGCUAGCCCAGUCCUACGCCACGCUGCCCUACUUCCCCCAUGUGCUGGAACUCAUGGUGCAUGUGGUAUUGGAGGAGGAGGCCACCUCACGGGAGCCUAUCCCUGACCCACUGCUGCCCAGGGUAGCCAAGUUUAUUACAGAGUUCCCCUUUUUCCUCCAAACCAUUGUACACUGCGCCCGCAAGACAGAGUAUGCCCUUUGGAACUACCUCUUUGCUGCUGUGGGCAACCCCAAGGAUCUGUUUGAAGAGUGCCUAAUGACCCAUGACCUAGACACAGCUGCCUCCUAUCUCAUCAUCCUGCAGAACAUGGAAGUCCCAGCAGUUAGCCGACAGCAUGCAACAUUGUUGUUCACUUCUGCCCUGGAGCAUAGCAAGUGGGAUCUGUGUCGUCACAUAAUGAGGUUCCUCAAGGCCAUUGGCUCAGAAGAAUCGGGGACACCUCCGAGCACUCAGGAAUCCGGUCUGACAGCGGGAUUUGAACUUUUCCGGGACAGGAGUAUCGGUGUAUCGCAGUCACUUGACAGGUGGAACAGGGACAGCAGCAGUACAGAAAAUGUGUACAUGGACAUGAUCCUCUGGCGAGAGGCACGUCACCUGCUGGAGGACUUGCGGCUCAAGGAUUUGGGGUGUUUCUCUGCCCACCUGGGCUUCGAGCUCAUUGGCUGGCUGCGCAGGGAACGCUCUCGGGCGGCCCGCGUUGAUGACUUUGUACUUGCUCUCAAGAGGCUGCACCACGAUUUCUUGUGGCCAUUCCCUGUCAGUACUGCUUGCGCUGUCAGCUCUCCCAUCAGAAAUGGAUAUUGCUUUACAGCUGCCAGUAAUGGAGUGGGGCUCAACUUCAGCCCUGAAGCUAUCAUCUACAGACCAGCCCUUGGUCAAGGUGUGCACCUGCAAAGAUCACAGACGGCAAGCAGGCUUCUUGACACGGUGCCACCUCCAAUUUGCCGUAGUAAAUACACCUGGCUGGAUAGCACUGUGGCAGAGCACAAAGAGACCAGUGUGCCCAGGGAUGCGCUUCUCUCACCCAUCCACCAUAAUGGUGACAAGGAGAGCAUUGUUUCUGUUACCAGCCUGACUGAGAUCAGCUCUGGGGCAGAUGAGGACUGGGCUUCAGCAGACGAAGACUUCACCUCUACUGUCAGUGCGACACAGAUGGGGCGCAUGUCAACAGAGGUGGCUAGUAAAGGUCCUCACAAGUCUGAGGUGCAGCUCAGGUACCUGCUGCACAUAUUCAAGGAGGCAGGUUGUCUAGAAUGGUGUGCAGUCAUUGGGCUCGUACUACAGGAUGCAGCAGUCAUCAAGCAGGUGAUCAGCUGCCUGGAGAGCCCGGUGGUCUCUGCUGAGGCAGUGCAUCGCAUCUACGGUGGCCUACUGGUAGUGGAUGCCUGGGCCUCAUCUGACUGGUGGGUUUAUGGCCUUGGCUACAAGCCUUUUCUCAACCAAAUUGGACCACAGUUGCAGAAGGUGAGCGGGAAGUUGAUGGAACCAAUACAAUCUCUAGCUUUUCAGGCCCCUGGAACUUCGAGACCUGCAGAAUCAGCAGGCCCCAAGUCAGAGGAUAGGCAUGAGUCAACAGCUCUAGGGAUCAGCCUUCCUGCAGAAGCUUCAGGCACUAAACCCAAGGAAGACUCUCCCAUGAAGGAGGAGGUGGAGCAAGCCUUGGAGGGGGCAUACACGUGUAUUAUUUCCUGAAAGCUUUGAGCUGAACAGUGCAAAUGGUGGGAGAAAAGUUGAGGCAGGGCAUCUCUUAACCAUCCAAAGGAGGAAUGGACCAGCGAAUCUCCUCUGUUUUACUUUUAAAGACUUUCCUGAAUCAGAUGCACCUUUAUUCUAUACAUCUGUUGCACUAAGUGUGUGUGUGUGUGUAUACAGUGUGAGCACUAAGUUUGAUUUAGUAAACCACAUCCCUUUUCUUUCUGUCACUAUUCUAAAUAUGUCCAUCUCUUAUAUAGUUUUUAGAUAGGUAGUGGUACUGAAGUGUAAAAUCUAGAAAAUGGAUUGCUAUGCAUUCACAUGUUUUUACACUGUAGUGUAUUUUUAACAAACUUUACUACUGAGUGAUGCAAACACGAAGCAGCUGGAAGAGCUAUAGCCACUUUACAGUGCAUAAAUAACAGGCAAUGUUUACAUUAACAUCAUGGAUACAUAGGCAACUAAUGAGGACAAGGGGCAAAAACUCUGGAGAUCCAUAACGAACUGGUCACUGUUAAAUUACUCAAGUUACAGGAAAGGAUGUAUUGGUGUUGCUUGAAUAGAUAACAGUACUGCAGGCAACUUCUUUCUCACACAGUGCUCUGUGGGCGCCGCAUAACAUUCAGCAGAAGACGGGUGUGUGGGUAAAAUUUUGAGAAGCAUAAACUAAAGAAAACAAUGUGCACUGCAAGUGAGAGGUGUGUACAAAUGAAAGUUGCCUUUCUCUUCUGUGUAUCGUCUUUUCUACCUCGGACAGUGUUAAACUGAUAGAGUACAAACCUUUAUUAAAGAUGCUGUGUUCAGUACUUUGACAUGUUUAUGGCGUUUUGUAUAAACGUGUUUUCGUAGUUGCAUUGUUUUCUUAGGUUCAUUGGGUAUGUGAUCCUUACAGGGACCAUUGUUGCAUUGAAUAGCUGGGGUGGUCCUCAUAGUCUGUAUGGUAACUACAGCUCUGGAAUAUAAUUGUUUUUGUGAUGCAUUGUGAUGCUGCAUCGAUGCAUAAAAAUAGAUUUUUCUUUUUUUC